CCCACACAUGCAACAACUCCACUUAGGCCUUAUUUCCCAUUUGCUUCCUCUCUGCUUCUUUCUGUCUCACUUUCACCUCAUAUUCUGUGUAAUUUCUCUCUCCUUUAAAACACACACAUCCACACAAAAAUAUAUCCAUUCGAAAACACACACACACACACAAACUCUACGUAUUUAUCACACAACAUGGCAGAAUUGGAGUUUCAGAGUAAACAUGGUAAUAACAACCCUACAAGUAACGGACGUUUAAAGUUGUUUGGUUUCAACGUAACAGAAGAUCAAGAACAAGAAGUUGACUCAACAAAAACAUCAUCCGGUUCACCGGAAUCCAGCAGUUUUCCGGCUACCGAUAGCCGGAAAUACGAGUGUCAAUAUUGUUGUAGAGAAUUUGCAAAUUCACAAGCUUUAGGUGGCCAUCAAAAUGCACACAAAAAAGAAAGGCAACAAUUGAAACGUGCCCAAAUGCAAGCUAGUCGAAAUGCAUACAUGCGUAACCCUAUUAUCUCAGCCUUUACGCCGCCAUCACACCUCCUUCCUCCGCCAGGACACGUGGUGGUUCCGGCAACAUCUCCAUCAUGGGUUUAUGUACCACGACCUAUGCCACCAUUCCACGUGUCACAUGGUGGGAGGGGUGUAGGGAACUUUCAGUACACCCGCAGUGUAGGGGAUUCUAGCUUAGCAAGUGUUGGGCCUCAACAGGUUAAGGCCCAUAGUGGUAGAGUUGAUGGGCCGUCAUUGAGUAGAUUCUCAUCAGGUGUGGAUGAUGGGCCCAAUUUUGAUGAUGCAUAUGGAUUGGAUCUCCAUUUAAGCCUUUAGCUAUAGGAAGAAAGAAUUAUUUAUCUUUAUUUCCUUUUUUUUUUUCUUUGAAUUAAUUUUUAAAAUAGGAUUUGUACAUCUCAGAUUAUUUAUUUAUUUUUUUUCACUCAAAGAAAAAAAAAUUCCUUA
Molecule: messenger RNA, 945 nt
Organism: Lycium ferocissimum
Lineage: Eukaryota; Viridiplantae; Streptophyta; Magnoliopsida; Solanales; Solanaceae
Product: zinc finger protein GIS3-like
Exons: 1
Coding region: 187-816 (209 amino acids)
Biological process (GO): trichome differentiation; gibberellic acid mediated signaling pathway; trichome morphogenesis
Cellular component (GO): nucleus
Molecular function (GO): transcription cis-regulatory region binding; DNA-binding transcription factor activity
Source: RefSeq, a predicted model, not a curated record